Molecule: messenger RNA, 5135 nt
Organism: Aplysia californica (California sea hare)
Lineage: Eukaryota; Metazoa; Mollusca; Gastropoda; Aplysiida; Aplysiidae
Product: MAP kinase-interacting serine/threonine-protein kinase 1-like
Exons: 2
Coding region: 2482-3720 (412 amino acids)
Biological process (GO): protein autophosphorylation; intracellular signal transduction; peptidyl-serine phosphorylation
Cellular component (GO): cytoplasm; nucleus
Molecular function (GO): ATP binding; calmodulin binding; calcium-dependent protein serine/threonine kinase activity
Source: RefSeq, a predicted model, not a curated record
GUUUCGAACAGGGGGCCUAUUGAAUGAGAGCCGAAUCCCUUACUUUUAGACCACGAGAACCCCUAUUACUUUUCCUUUAAGAGAAAGUUGAUGAUGUAUUGGAACUGUUUGGUAACAUUGAGACUUAUUCGCGAGAAAACACCCUAAAAGUACAAAGGGUCAAUUGUGUCAAGAAACUUGUUCUUAAGCUGCUAGAUAAAGUGAUGGAGUCCAGUAAACUGACCGUGUUAAUUCAUAACAUUCCUGACUUUGACAAAGGCGUGUUCUCAAAGAGCGUAGGUACGCUGAAGGCAACACCACCGGAUACAGAACCUUUUGGCGGCAGUGGAACAUGCGCACAGGAGUGGCGUGCACAGCCGAGUUGUCGGUACUGAACAGAAAAUACAAAAAGAAAUUGACUAAUAGUAUGUACUUGGGCUCAAACAGCCAAGUUACACUUUCCUGGCUGUUUUGAGGUGUACAACUCAAAACUGAACUUAAAGAAGUUGUUGACUGUAACGUUUCUUGAGUAUGUUGAGCUGUUCAUAAAGCUGCUCCCAACAGCACAUUUUUACUCGUUCAGUUGAAUUUUCUAAUAAUUCCAGUUACAUUUUAUUUAUCCCGGAUCACGCCUGUCUGAACAGGCACCAUGAUCAUUGAAAAAACGCCAAUAAACUUUAUAACGCGGUAAAAAAUUCAUGGCACAACUUGUCUUCAAAUACCUCUUUAGAAGUCAAUUAGUGUCCCCCAUACUUUGCACAGCUGUUUAUAUCAAUUUGUCUAACUAAAUCAUAAUAUUUUCCACAAUAUUUGGCGUUAAAUUAAAAACCGUUCUUCAUAAACUAGUGUGAAAUAUUAUAAUUCCCCGUCUUGCGAAAAAUGGGAUUGUUCACUGCGCUUCCCUUUUUGUCACACACAGUUUGCAUAAUGGCCUACGUCACUGCUAACGAAUGACUGUUUUGACAAAGAUUUGAACUUUCCUUUGAAAUCAAAUACAAAAGACUGAUUUAAAAUAGUGGAGAUUUAUUUCUUUGAAAAUACCACAAAAUUGCCGGUAUCCAGGGGAUAUUGCACAUAAAAUAAUGGCGUUCUUAUGGAAGGUGCAUCGUGAAAACUGCAUUAGGUAAAAAGGUUAAAUCCCCCUCCCCUCUUCCGUGCAUUUUAUAAAUUCCUAUCUCUGUUCGGGGGGAGGGGGGGGGGUAACCAUCGUACCUGCCCACCUUUGCUCAUUAUUUUUGUUUUCUCUUCAUUUAAUUAACACUGCGAUGAUAGAACACCUUUUUUAAUCGACUUCCUCCUUGAUUGACUAACCAAGCCUAUCUCCCCUCCCGAUUCUUCGUCUUUCUUUCUCCACCCCACCCUUUAAGAACAAUAACCCCACCGCCCCAAGGAGUAUUGUUACCAUACACGGGCAACUCCCUCCCUUUUCCAACCCGGGCUCUCGUCCAGUCAGGCCUGACCAGGCUACUGCAGGUCUCCUCCCCUCCUUCUGCCUCUUCUCUCCCCUCUCCCUUCUUUAGCCAACCACUGCUAAGAACAACAACAAAAAACCAACAUGGGAAUGUUCAGCCUCCCCCUUAUUAUGUGUGUUUUUUAUUUCCACUCGAGCGCUGACAUAAUAGUUAACAUGUGGUUACCUUCGGUCGUCACCACCCUUUAACUGCUUCACUACCGUGUACCGGAUUUACAGAUUGCAAGCAAGAAAAGUCGUAUUAACCGCCCCAAAGAACAGAAUAUUACCUCCUAUCACUGAUCAUCAUUAUUAUAAUACAACUUUUCAAAGUAAAAGUUUAGUCCAAUAAAAACUUUGUGGGUAUUAUGAAGCUCUAGUGCCAUUCGCAUUGUCUCAAAACUAUCCUGACUCUGAGCCAGUCUGGAUGUUCAAGGGUUAACAACGAAGACAGCGUAAUCCCAGCCUGAGGCUGUGAAGUGGUGUGGAGGUUGGGGUUGUGGGUCUUUGCGUAACAAUUUUAAGGUGUUAACGGGAAACAUAAUACGGCGGUUUAAUAAUUUGUAAGAUCAAACGAUUGGACCUAGUUCAAAAGUAAACACAUCGAGUGACCAGGCGCCGUACCCUCUUUGUAACAUAGAGGCGACAGACACGUGGUUAAAAACUUGACUGGUAUAAAGAAAACCCAAUGAAAUUCAUACAAGUCGGGUAUAUAUAUAUCGUCAGUUUAGAGACCGGACACCAGUUGCUCACAUCGUUGUACCUGUGGUUUGUUUGAGAAUUGUUGGAGAGUCAUACAGUAGCUGGAAGAGAACGUGGCGUGCAUGCUUUUGUGUCCUGUAUUCUGGUUUUGCUGUCGAAUUUUGGUCCCGACAGAGUGAGGUCUUCCUUUGGCUUAAGUUUAUUAUUUCUACCCGACGUCGCAGUGACAGUCAUUGCCUGGUUAAGAAACCUAUGAUCGAGGCCUUUGAUUUGGGACAUUUUUUCCAGCAUUUGUCAACUUCUUGAGUGUUGUUUUCCCGUUGUUGGAAUAGCAAGAGUCUGAACCAGCCAUGGCAACAUCUGUUGAUAGCAGUAGAUCCUUCGAUUCUAGUUCAAGUGAACUGACAGGAAAGCACAACCAAGUAAAACAAAUGACGUUUGCAAAUAUGUGUGAGCGUUACGAACGCACAGGAAAAGAACUCGGCAGUGGAUCCUACGGUUCUGUUGUUACUUUCCGGAACCGGAAAUCAGGGGUGGAGUAUGCUGUAAAAAUAAUCAAGAAUUGCGAUUAUAGCAGCCGAAGGGAAGUUCUAAAAGAGAUUAACAUCUGCCAACGAUACAACAAUUGUGCAAACAUUAUCAAACUUGUAGAGUUCUGCGAGAUUGAUGACAUGUUUUACCUAGUUUUUGAGAAGAUGGGAGGAGGAGACCUAAGAGGGAUUUUGGAAUCACGUGAUUGUCUUCGUCUGAGUGAGACAGAAUCGUCUAAAGUUAUGAACGCCCUGACAAAAGCCCUCCUGAUUCUUCAUAAAGAUGGUGUGGCCCACCGGGACAUAAAAUCUGAAAACAUUUUGUGCAAAAAGUCAGGAGAGGUCACACCACUAGUGUUGUGUGACCUCGGGCUUGCCACUGACCUCACAUCUCGGCGUGAACUCUCAAAAGUGGACAAAACUAAGACUACUCUGACGUCACCGGUCGGCACCAUUCUGUACAUGGCGCCAGAGGUCGUCGAUUUAAUGUACGAUGAUUCUAGGCCGCCCUACGACACCAGCUGCGACAUGUGGAGUCUUGGUGUUCUGCUGUACGAAAUGCUGUUUGGCGUGAUGCCCUUUCAACGCGGCUGUGAUGCUCACCUUGAUUCCACAGAUUUCUCCUGCCAAGACUGCGAGACCGUCUUGCACGAGGACAUCCUUAAUGGGGACUUUUCCUUUCCUGAGAAUGCUGGAGAGUUUUGUUCAGACAGCGCCGUGGACCUUAUCCAACACCUCCUGGUUGUUGAUCCCCAAGAACGCUACUCGGCUGCCGACGUUCUGCAGCAUCCCUAUCUGACUGCCAACGUGAGUGGUGACCUUGCUGUACAUGAAUCAAUUCGUGAUCAGGUCGAGAGGAAAACCAAUCAAAUUUGUAACACCAGUGUGUUGCAUACGUCUGACUCAAAUACAGACAUCCAUGACGGAGUGUUCUGUACAUCAAUACCACGUACAUCUUGUGAUAGCACUGGAUCCUUCGAUUCCAGUUCAAGUGAACUGACGGGAAAGCACCAAUAUAUGAAACAAAGCACGUUGGCAAAUCGCACCUUAAGUUAUUAACCUACUGGACAAAAACUAGACAGCGUUUCUUUGGGUUCCGUAAACACAGACCAACACUGGAAAUCAGGCACGGAGUAGACAGUAAAAUAACAAAUAUUCGGGGUGAUAAUCGCCGUCAUUUAUUUUCCUUGACUCUGCACAACGACUAAGUGAACCUCAAACAUGACAGUAAAGUAAUUCUAAAAUCCAGAUGAAGUUACAUCGCUUGUUGUCAGUUCAGUGACUUUGGGGUUACCAGUGACCCCCAGUCUCGACGAACCCCCCCCCCCCUCUCUUACCCAAAAGGAGACAUAGCAAAGACUGCUUUGAUCUCUCCUGCUGACACUCUUGAAUAUUAACAUGUUCCAAUGCUCUUCGGCGUGAUGCUCUUUCAACCCGGAUGUGAUGAACACUGUGUCUCUAUGGGUCUUUCUUGUGAUGACUGUGAGAUCGUCUUGAACGGGGACAUCUUUUGCUGGGGACUACAGCUUUCUCGAGAAUAUUAGAGAGUUGUGUUCAGACAGCGCCAUGGAUCUGAGCCAAAAACGUCCGGUUGUUGACCCCCAAGCGCGCUACUCGGCAUCCGAAAUCCUGCAGCCUCCCUUUCUGACCAUCAACAUGAGUAGUGAAGUCUGUGCGACGCUAUCGUCUUCAUUGAUCGGUCAUUGAAACUGAACAUAAUUCUAAUCUCCAGGACUUGACCAAGCCAACGUGUUGCACUAUUAAAGAACAUACGCUAUACUUUCUCUCUUGUCUGAGAGCUCACUACUUACAAUUGUGGUUAACAGUUUCCUUAGCUGGAGCCUGCAAAGUUCUGGAAACAUUUUGAAAAGAUUGAACUACAGUGUGCUUCGAUUUCUCGACUCUUUCAAAUACUGGUUCUGAUUCAAAGACAUAAAUAGCACCUGUUUUCAUAACCCCAGUGUAAUUUUUUCGACUGCUGACUUUGCAAUACAGUUCCCAGCACAAAGUGUACCUCAUAACAUUAUAUGACACGGCCCAAGGGUCCUGUUUGCCACUAUGACGCACUAUUGAUAAGAGAACACAAUGGUACCUGAAUGACUCACACUACCAAACUCACAUUCAAUUUUUUUUUUAAAUAAGAAAUUUGUGUUUAUUUGAAUGCUGCUUUUUAUCGUUAUUUAAAUGCAUUUGUUUGUCUGCGUGAAUGUCAAUUCCGCUUCCCUUUUCUCUCAUUUGUUCUCCCAGUUGUCGACUCGUCUUUUCACUUACCAUUUCAAUGUUUUAAUUUCUCUUAAACAAAGCCUCCCCCCCCCCUCCCAAUUUGUCAGUCCUCAUGUCUGUACCUGAAAGUGUGUCUCUCUGUAAUAACUUCCUUUCAUGAUUUUACGUCUCUUUUGUCAGAUCUCUCAGAGGGUCUCUCAGUCGUCAGUUUCUAUACAUUCCUGUGAGAUGAAUAAAGAUUAUCAUUGUCA